AUGGAAUGCAUGAGGAACAAGUUCACUGGUGGCCUCCUCCUUGAUGGAGGUCGCUACCAGACCAUCUCACCACUCAACCACGGCUCAUUCGGCAUGGUCUUUAUGGCUCAGGAUCUCGUUUCCAACCAGGUCGUGGCCAUCAAGUGUCUCACCAAGAGGUCAGCGCCUUGUGAGGUCAACCCCGAGUUUGCAGUUGACGAACGAUCCGAGGAGUAUGCUCUGCAUAACGGCCUGGGAUCGCACCCCAACAUUGUCAACCUGCUGGAUACCUUUGAGACCGAGGCCCAUGUCUACUUGGUCAUGGAGUUCUGCGGCCAGGGUGACCUCUACGAGGCUAUCCGCAACGGCCACGGUCCUCUGGAGACUGAGCACGUUCGCCAGUUCAUGCUCGAGCUGGUCGACGCUGUUGCCUACAUCCACUCCAAAGGUGUCUAUCAUCGCGAUAUCAAGCCAGAAAACAUCUUCCUCACUCAAGAUGGCGCGAUGAAGCUCGGCGACUUUGGCCUUGCCACUACCGACAAGUGGUCUUACGAGACUACUGUCGGCAGCGACAGGUACAUGGCCCCUGAGCAAUUCGACUCUGCCGGUGCUGGAUAUUCGCCCGCCGAGGCUGAUAUCUGGGCCAUUGGCAUUUGUCUCCUCAACAUUCUCUUCUCUCGCAAUCCGUUCACCACCCCCACAGAGUCUGACCCUCUGUUCCUCGACUUCUCUCGUGACAAGCAGAGUCUCUUUGAUGUCUUCCCCAGCAUGUCCCAGGACACGUAUGAGGUCAUCGUGCAGUGCAUGAACUUGGAUCCCAAGAAGCGUUCCCUCGAGGGCGCCCGCGAUGCCCUCCUUCGCGCUGUGAGCUUUACGACGGAGGAUGAGUCUCUCGAUGACUUUUGCGGUGCCGAGAACCCUACCGUGGCAUCUGCUCAUCGUGAGCCUCUCCGCACCCCGUCUAUCCAAACCCCACAGAUCGAUGGAGGCGCAUUCCCCUGGACCAAGGCGCUCAACGAGACUCCUGCUGCCCAUCGUCGUCAACUUAGCAUCAUUCCCGACGAUGAGAGCUACAGCGAGGAUCUCUUCUCCAAGUCUGGAGAGACGACCGACUGGUACUCUACUGGAGUCCAGACCCCGUCUUCCUCUAUGCUGGACUCGCGCAUCAUUGAAGCUCGUCUGCGGGCCUUCAACAUCUCUCGCCCGCCCGUGCCCAAGGCCGUCGCCAAGGUUUCUCCCGCCGCUGGAUCCCUGCCCAUCGCUAUGGGCAAGCCGUUCCCUUCUAUGGCCGCCGUCUUUGGCCGCCAGAAGGAUACGGUUUCCAAGAGCUGGAGCGACAUGUGGGACGAGGAUGAGGAAGAGGAGCAGGAGCAGCAGAGGGUCAGCGCUCUCCAGGAGCUCAACUCGCGCACUUGGAGCCACGAGAGCACCAACGACAACACCUCUGUGCCAAAGACUGAGCCCAUCCCCGUGGCUCACGUCAUCAAGGGUGAUGUGGACGAUGAUUUGGUUGCGGAUGGUUUCUUUUUUCACGAGGCCUCUCCACCCACCAAGCACGCCUUUACUAUCACACCGCGCUACUCGCCCCCGUCAAAGCGUGGCAACGUCGACAAGUGGGCAGCGCUUGGUGAGCGUCGCAGGGGCCAGAACAUUCAGGCGGAGCCCGAAAAGUCUCCCGGUUGGAAGCAGCGUCGUCAUUUUGGGUUUGGAUACAGUAACAACGGAUACAAUAACAACAAAUAUUAUGAAGCGGGCGUUUGGGAUCAUCAUUUUUCUACUUCUCACAAUAACAAUAUUUUACACAAUCAACACAACAGUUACGGCAAGGGGUGGAGCAAGGAUCGCCUCAAGGAGAAUUCGUGGACCAAGGCGAAAGAUUGGAACUGGCGCAAGGACAGGCGCACCGAUCUUGGAGACGUUGAGUGGGUUGGUGGUUGGUAA
This is a messenger RNA of Trichoderma asperellum CBS 433.97, 1920 nucleotides long. RefSeq lists its product as uncharacterized. The record is from RefSeq and is a predicted model, not a curated record. Gene Ontology annotation, biological process: protein phosphorylation. NCBI's taxonomy places the organism in Eukaryota, Fungi, Ascomycota, Sordariomycetes, Hypocreales, Hypocreaceae. Gene Ontology annotation, molecular function: protein kinase activity; ATP binding.